AUGGAAGCCGCCAUUGAGCUGACCACCAGUAUACUGGACCGAUCCCCGCAGCUCUGGCACAGAUACUACGUGGCCCUGUACCACGGCAAGCUGGCGGGAGCGAUGGUCAUCAAGUUCCAUGACGACAAAGAGACGGAGGAUUUCCGAUGCUGCGAGUCCUUGUCACAUGUUGGCUGUGGGGGCACUUUUGGGCUUGUGUGUAUGGGGUAUGCCCUGAUGAACACCAACAUCGGCGCGACCCAGUGCUAUGUGGACACGGUGGGGGUGGACGCGGAGUUCCGCGGGAAGGGCAUCGGCAAGGCGCUGAUGGAGAGGGCAGAUGUGGAGGCAAGGCAGCGCGGAUGCAAGUCGGUGUUCCUGUGGGUAACGCAGAAUAACCGGGCUGUCCGUCUGUACGAGCGUCAUGGGUACGUCAUCACCCAUAGUUUUGGCGGCUGGUUCACGGGGUGGGCGUCGGGAUGCAAAGACUGGUACAACAUGGAGAAGAACCUGUAGUGCCAGAGACAUGCAACAACUCCUCAUGCGCCACUGAUUUGGUUUUCUUUUACAACAUUGAAGAGAUGUCUUCAUGUUCAUCUACACGUCUCAGUGCCACUUGAUGUUUUCCUAAAAACAUUGUCUUGUAUCUCUAUGAUAAAAUAAAAGUGUAUUUUGUUAUGCUGAAGAGGGCCUAUCGUUCUCAACAUGGUUUGGACAGGCCGUGUAUAGUGUGUACAAAAUGUUCUUUUUAUUUUCCAUGGAGAAUUUGGCACAUUU
Molecule: messenger RNA, 756 nt
Organism: Branchiostoma floridae (Florida lancelet)
Lineage: Eukaryota; Metazoa; Chordata; Leptocardii; Amphioxiformes; Branchiostomatidae
Exons: 5
Coding region: 1-495 (164 amino acids)
Molecular function (GO): acyltransferase activity, transferring groups other than amino-acyl groups
Source: RefSeq, a predicted model, not a curated record